CACCAGGGCCAUUCGGCCCAUUGACGCGCCGUCGUCCGACCACACACACAUUCUGCUCGACAUGCACUCUUCCGUCGAACGAUCGCUUCACCACAUUGCCCAAGGCGGGAAUUGAUGCCUGCCUAAAACCGAAACGCGUCGAGUGUUCGCGGAAGCUGAAACCGUCGCUCGUUCUUCUUUUUGCCAUUCUUCAACUUGCCCGGCAGACCGCGAGACGAGCACCAUGGCCGCGUACGACCGUAAGCCCCGCACGGGCAAACGUCAAGCGACCGCGGCCGACGACUUGCGGGACGCUCAUGAGGCUGAAACAUACCAGGACAUGGAAGAUGACCGCCCGACGGAGACGUUGGCUGCCCAGCUCCAGCGGAUGCGCGCGGAGCUCGAUGCGGCCUAUCGCAAGAUGGCCGAACAGCAGCGUACUAUCGCAGCCCACGACGACCGAGUCAAGAGUGUCGAAGACGGCCGGCGUCGGGACACAGCCGCGUGCGUCGAACGUGUUGAGAAGGUCCAGGCUGAGUCAGAACGUGCCUUGGCGGCGCAGCGAGCCAAAGUUAUGGCGGCCCAAGACGAGACAAGUCGGGUCCGCGCUGCUGCUGCUUCCGCGGCUGCCGAGAAGGACGCUGAAGUUGAACGGUUGCGCGCAGAGGCUGCCCAUGGUACGACUUCCCGCCCGACCGAGCUGCGUCCGCGUUGUGAAGCCAUGACGAAACAUGGAGGCAGCUGCUCCAACUACCGGUCGUCGUGUCCGUACCGCGCUUCGGGUCUGCACCGCGACGUGGCGCCCGGGGCACCGGCGGCUUCGCUUCCCGUCCGUUCCACGUGCGGAUACACGACGAAAGCCGGCCAUCCUUGCAAGAAAAUGCGGGCGACGUGUCCUCACCAUCGCCACUUGUGGCCCUCACCCAGCGCCGACACCCCGGAUUAAGUCGGUGCCAUGACGCCUGUCCUGAGGCCACGAGGAGCCCGCGCGACCUGGCCUGGAGGGCCGCUGAGUGGUCGUGUGUCGCUUCGACGUGCGCGUAGGGUUGUCGCGGCCCGUCGCGGCCGCUUCGAUAAUCAAUUGACUUGGUCCUUGGUG
Messenger RNA from Saprolegnia diclina VS20, 1078 nucleotides. RefSeq lists its product as hypothetical. The transcript has a single exon. Bases 224 to 925 code for a protein of 233 amino acids. The record is from RefSeq and is a predicted model, not a curated record. Lineage: Eukaryota; Oomycota; Saprolegniomycetes; Saprolegniales; Saprolegniaceae.